Messenger RNA from Phacochoerus africanus (Common warthog), 821 nucleotides. RefSeq names its product transition protein 2 (gene TNP2). The record is from RefSeq and is a predicted model, not a curated record. Bases 76 to 489 code for a protein of 137 amino acids. Gene Ontology annotation, biological process: spermatogenesis; acrosome reaction; penetration of zona pellucida. Lineage: Eukaryota; Metazoa; Chordata; Mammalia; Artiodactyla; Suidae. Gene Ontology annotation, cellular component: nucleus; nucleosome. Gene Ontology annotation, molecular function: zinc ion binding; DNA binding. The transcript has 2 exons.
GCCUCUGUGAAGCUGGGUGUGCCUGAAGAGGAGGAGGAGGAGGAGGAGGCUCUGCCCCUCCAAGCGCGGCCUCCCAUGGACACCAAGACUCAGAGCCUUCCCAACGCCCACACCCAGCCCCAUAGCAACUCUGGGCCCCAAAGCCACGCCUGCAACCAGUGCAGCUGCAGCCACCACUGCCAGAACUGCAGCCAGAGCUGCAGCCGAAGCCAGAGUUGCAGCCGGAGCCGGAGCUCCAGUCAGAGUCCAACAGGCCACCGCAGUCUACCUGGCCACCAGAGCCAGAGUCUGAGCCCCAGCCCAUCACCAAGGCAUCGCAAACGUGCCAUGCACUCCCACCGCUGCCCCUCUCGGCCCGGCAGCCGCUCCUGCAGCCACUCCAAGAAAAGGAAGAACGUGGAGGGGAAGGCGAACAAGAGGAAGGGAAUCAAGAGGAGCCAGCAGGUGUACAAAACUAAGAGGCGGAGCUCAGGGCGAAAAUACAACUGAGAAGACACCCCAAGGCUUGUUCCUGUGUCGGUUUCACCCAGAUGAGAAACGCCAUCACACGUGGAAUGCUGGAAGGAAGAAGUCAAACUUUUGGCAGGAACAUGUUACUACAUUGAUUUCUAUGCAACAUUGAGUAAAGCUUGUACACAGGAUGACUUAGCCUUGAGUUGGCAUUUUGAUUUCACUAAAGGGGGUCACGUGUUUGGGGGCCUGGUUUAGAAGCACAAAGCAGGGAAGUGGCUGGGUAAGGAGGAGGGCCAUGUCCUGUGACAGUCACUCAUGGAAGUAUAAGGAGCCAGUCCUGCCACAGGGGCAGAAAUGAAAGGCAGCUG